Molecule: messenger RNA, 1842 nt
Organism: Beauveria bassiana ARSEF 2860
Lineage: Eukaryota; Fungi; Ascomycota; Sordariomycetes; Hypocreales; Cordycipitaceae
Product: KEX1 protein precursor
Exons: 3
Coding region: 1-1842 (613 amino acids)
Biological process (GO): proteolysis; apoptotic process
Cellular component (GO): trans-Golgi network
Molecular function (GO): serine-type carboxypeptidase activity
Source: RefSeq, a predicted model, not a curated record
AUGGCUUCCGUCGCUUCCAUCCCGGGGCCUCGACGAUGGCUGGCCGCAGCGGCGUUGACCCUUGGGCCACUGGCAGCCCUGGCGGACAAGCCAGCCGCCGCCGACUACUACGUUCACAACUUGCCUGGUGUCCCCGAAGACCAAAUUCAGGUGAAGAUGCAUGCAGGACACAUCGAAAUCAAGCCCGAAACAAACGGCAACCUCUUCUUUUGGCAUUUCCAGAAUAAACACAUCGCAAACAAGCAAAGAACAAUCAUUUGGGUCAAUGGCGGACCGGGCUGCAGCUCCGAAGACGGCGCGCUGAUGGAAAUCGGACCGUACCGAGUCAAAGAUAAGGAUACGCUCGUCGUAAAUAAUGGAUCUUGGAACGAAUUCGCCAACCUACUCUUUGUUGAUAACCCUGUCGGGACGGGAUUCAGCUAUGCCAACACCGACAGUUAUGUACACGAACUUACGGAGAUGGCGAGCCAGUUUGUCGAAUUUCUGGAAAAGUUCUUUGCCAUCUUCCCCGAGUAUAGCCACGACGAUAUUUAUAUUGCUGGAGAGUCUUAUGCUGGACAGUAUAUCCCCCACAUUGCGCGAGCGAUUCUCGAUCGAAACAAGGAUCAGUCGCAUAAAUGGAGUCUGCAAGGCAUUCUGCUUGGAAAUCCAUGGAUUUCGCCCAACGACCAGUAUGAUUCUUAUCUGAAAUUUGCCUUCGAUAGGGGCUUGGUCGACAAGGACUCGGACACAGGCAAGCAGCUCAAAGCCAUGGAGCGCACCUGUCACACCAUGCUCGCUAGCGACCCUGGCAAGGUGGGCUACCCCGAGUGUGAGGAUAUCCUGACAGAACUUCUUUCGGUGACUAGAAAAGAGGGCGGCGGAGAUCAAGAAUGUAUCAACAUGUACGAUGUCCGUCUUAGGGACUCAUACCCGAGCUGCGGCAUGAAUUGGCCUCCGGACCUGAGUGCCGUCACGCCCUACCUGCGACGCAGCGACGUUGUCAGUGCAUUGAACGUGAACCCCGAGAAAAAGUCUGGAUGGUCAGAAUGCAGCGGCGGUGUUAGCGGGGCUUUCCGUCCUAAAACCUCGAAGCCCUCGAUCGACCUUAUGCCGGGCAUCCUGUCCGAGAUUCCCGUCUUGAUCUUCUCCGGCGCUGAAGAUCUGAUCUGCAAUCAUUUCGGCACAGAAGACCUAAUUGAAAACCUGGAAUGGAACGGCGGCAAGGGUUUCGAGGUGACUCCUGGCAACUGGGCCCCUCGUCGCAACUGGACCUUUGAGGGCACAGAUGCUGGCUUCUGGCAAAACGCCCGCAACCUCACCUACGUUGUGUUCAACGACGCCUCACACAUGGUUCCAUUUGAUUACCCCCGUCGCUCACGCGACAUGCUUGACCGAUUCAUGGGCGUCGACAUUAGCAGCAUUGGCGGCGACCCCACCGACAGUCGCAUCGAUGGCGAAAAGGGUCUUGAGACUACCGUCGGCGGCUCUAUGAACCCCAAGGAGAGCGAAGCGGCCGUCAAGCAGAAGCUCAAAGAGGCCAAGUGGGCCGCCUACCAGCGCUCCGGCGAGGUCGUCCUCGUCUUUGUUGUGCUCGGCGCCCUGGGCUUCGUCUUCUUUGUCUGGCGUCAGCGCCGCAAGGGCGCGGCGUACAGCGCCAUUCGCUCCGAGGAGCCCAUGGGCUCCAGCCGUCGCGUCGGCGUCGACGACAUUGAGGCGCAGGAAGAGGGCAUCGCUCUGCAGAGCAACAUUCUGCCCACUGAUAAGUACUCGGUAGGCGACGAUAGCGAUGACGAGGGCGGCAGACCAAGCAAAGACAGCGAGAGGGGCAAGCAGGUAAGCAAGCCCCAUGAUGAAAAUUAA